Histoplasma mississippiense is the source of this 1206-nucleotide messenger RNA. RefSeq lists its product with no specific name. The transcript is spliced from 3 exons. NCBI's taxonomy places the organism in Eukaryota, Fungi, Ascomycota, Eurotiomycetes, Onygenales, Ajellomycetaceae. The coding region runs from base 1 to 1206 and encodes 401 amino acids. The record is from RefSeq and is a predicted model, not a curated record.
AUGUCGGCAGCUGACGGAUAUAUCCAUAUCGUUAUGGUACCUGCGACGGCCAACAAGCGUCCUGCUCAAGAUGCAACAAGUGUGGACGAGGAUUCAAAGUUGCAUGAUGGAGAUCUGCUCAAAGGCUACAGUCAUUUAAAUCAGUCGCUUGUUGCUGAAUUGCAAAGCAAGUUGGCUAAAAAAGAGUGGGUUGAUCUCACUCAAGUCGUAACAAAAUGGGGACGUCGGUAUCCAUUUAAGCGGCGGCAACUGGAGAACUUGUGUAGCAAGAAAAGUAGUGAACAUCACGGCAACGCGAUGACAGCGGCGAUUUCUAGACGACGAGCGGAAAUAUUCUCAGUUUCGCCAGACGAACCUAUCAUUCACCGACCUCUCGCGCCUGAGGUUCAACUACUCCUUGGUGGUGGCCAGGAGAGCCUUUUGAUCUCCGCCGGUCUUUCACAAGCGCUACUGAAGGGGAAAGUUCUCUGGGAGCGCUUUCUGUUGGCUGUUAUCCAAUUGAGUGAACAAGUCGUUGUCAAGACCGGCAUCGAUCUGCCUCUAUCGGAUUUCGAUGUUAUUGACCACAUAUGGAAAGUGUCCCAUGAUAUUCCCGCUCCUCGGCCUCUUGGGGCGAUGUCCAUCGGAAAAAGGACAUACAUAUUCAUGAGUUUUGUUGAAGGUACAACUCUGGAUACGCAAUGGGAUUCUCUGUCUAAUGAGGAAAAGCGUAGCAUCCAGGAUCAGCUGAACGCCAUAAUGGAGAAGUUGAGAAGCCUUCCGGUUCCUUCCCGAUAUCUGGGCAUUGGGAAUCCCCCGCGCUGCGUUGAUACGAGGAUGUGGACGCGGACCAGCCCAGAAUACAUCGAAAAUGAAGGACAAUUCAACGCCUUCCUCCUGGGAAAUCCUGACCCGCUCAAGACGGAACCAUACGUGGAGUUUGUCCGUUCCAUGCUUCGGGAAGAUCAUCGCAUCGUCUUAACACACGGAGACUUACAUCCAAGAAAUAUCAUGGUGAGCCGUGCUCAACAUGGAGGUCUAAUAAUCACCGGAAUUAUUGAUUGGGAAAUGGGCGGAGCUUAUCCAGAGUAUUGGGAGUAUUUAAAGGCUCUUAAUACCAUGUUCCCUCUUCGUAGAGGCGACUGGUUCUUUUUCCUUCCACUAAAGGGUAUUGGCAAAUAUACUGCGGAAUUGGCUAUCGAUAACUAUAUACAGAAACUCUUGUAG